AGGGUGCACCUGCAUCAGCACUUUCUAAGCAAUUUGAGGAUGCUCUCAAGCUAUUACACCUAGCUCCUAAUCAGGCGCAAGACUUUCCGAGAGCAUUCGAAAGAUGCGCAGAAUGGGUUUAUAGAAGGAACUAA
Funneliformis caledonium is the source of this 134-nucleotide messenger RNA. The record is from the annotation of a GenBank genome assembly. Lineage: Eukaryota; Fungi; Glomeromycota; Glomeromycetes; Glomerales; Glomeraceae.